This is a messenger RNA of Psylliodes chrysocephalus, 1246 nucleotides long. The record is from the annotation of a GenBank genome assembly. Lineage: Eukaryota; Metazoa; Arthropoda; Insecta; Coleoptera; Chrysomelidae.
UUUAUAAUUUGUUUAUUUUAUCAAGUACUUAUAAUGCAAAAAUAGGUUUUUAAUUUUUAAUUAAAUGGAUCUGACUUGGAAAAUGAAAAAUUUGUUUCUGUUUCAGGAAUUAAAACACGAGAAGGAUUAUCUGAAAAUUAAACCGUAUAAAAAUGUUCAUUCUCAUAAUAUAGAACAAAUGGACUUCAAUGAAAAAGAUAAUGCCAUUAUAUCUUGCAGCAAAGAUCCUUACGUUUCUCUCAUUAAGACUUUUUUGUCCAAAAGUAAAACUCCAUAUAUUUUAAAAAUGCGUAAGGGAUGUAAUUGUUUCGCGUAUAGCAACUUUCUCAAAAUUAUAGUAACUGGAAGUAGCGAUCAAAUAAUAAGAAUAUGGAACUCUGUACUAAUUUCAAACAUCAUCGCUAUCUUAAAAGGUCAUAAUGCAAACAUUCUAGAUGUUGCAAUAAUGGAUACACAACACAUGGUGCUAUCAUUUUCUGAAGAUGGGAUAAUUAAAUUAUGGGAUAUUAACGAAAACAAAUGUCUACAAACGGAAAAAAUUGAGUUUCCCGCUUUUACUAUUCUCGGAAAAGCUAUAGAGUAUGGCACAAAAAAUAUAUAUCCAGGUCCCAAACGAUCUUCGAAAUAUUUCGACACGCAAGAAGAAAGUGAACUGAACAAAAAGUAUUUUGGAAUUCCUGAAGUAGAAGAGAGACCAAUGCACACCGAAACAAGUAAGAGUUUUAGAGGUUCCACGGGUACUUGGGAAAGAUCGAAUUUAUUGGUAACAUGCUGUAACUAUAUAGCAACCUUAAAUGUUAACUACGAAAAUUCAGAUAUAAGAAGAUUAAACGAAAUGACAAUACUGCCUCCUCCUCCUUUACAAAACAGCGUCUUAAUACCAGCUUAUUGGCAAGUCAGGACUAAGGAAUUAAAAUCAAAUCCCAAUCAAGUAAUAGAGCAAAACAUAAACGAUACCCUUAAAAGCUUGGAUUUUAUAAUAAACAAGGAUUUGUUUGAUACAGAGGGUUCUAAAAGUGACAUCAACUACAAGAUAGCUAUUUUGGAAACAAAAAAGAUGCAGAUGAAAGCCCAUGUUGCUAAGGGUGCGCCGUUUCUUGCAUUGAGUUUAUUGAAAAUCGAAGAUUUGAAAUUAUCCGUUGAGUUGCGAACAACUAAUAAGUCUUUUAGGAAUAUUAAAAAAAUGUUAAAAGGGGCUUCUGUGAGAGAUCAAGCGUUUUCAGAACCUUCGUCUAGCAAGUCUCCA